AUGGCGCCUCCCCGAUCCUACUCCAAGACGUACAGCGUCCCCCGUCGUCCUUUCGAGUCCGCUCGUCUGGAUACUGAGCUCAAGCUCGUCGGCGAGUAUGGUCUCCGCAACAAGCGCGAGGUCUGGCGUGUCCAGUUGACUCUGUCCAAGAUCCGUCGUGCCGCUCGUUCGCUUCUUACUCUUGACGAGAAGGACCCCAAGCGUCUCUUCGAGGGUAACGCUCUCAUCCGCCGUCUCGUGCGUGUCGGUGUCCUUGACGAGUCCCGCAUGAAGCUCGAUUACGUCUUGGCCCUCAAGAUUGAGGACUUCUUGGAGCGCCGUCUCCAGACCUGCGUCUACAAGCUCGGCCUCGCCAAGUCCAUCCACCACGCUCGUGUCCUGAUCCGCCAGCGCCACAUCCGUGUCGGCAAGCAGAUCGUCAACGUCCCCUCCUUCAUGGUCCGCCUCGACUCCCAGAAGCACAUCGACUUCGCUCUGACCUCGCCAUUCGGUGGCGGCCGCCCUGGCCGUGUCAGGAGGAAGAAGGCCAAGGCCGCCGAGAAGGGUGGUGACGAGGACGCCGGCGAGGAGGACGAGGAGUAG
Molecule: messenger RNA, 582 nt
Organism: Alternaria ethzedia
Lineage: Eukaryota; Fungi; Ascomycota; Dothideomycetes; Pleosporales; Pleosporaceae
Gene: RPS9
Product: 40S ribosomal protein S9
Exons: 4
Coding region: 1-582 (193 amino acids)
Biological process (GO): translation; positive regulation of translational fidelity
Cellular component (GO): cytosolic small ribosomal subunit
Molecular function (GO): rRNA binding; structural constituent of ribosome
Source: RefSeq, a predicted model, not a curated record